This is a messenger RNA of Mytilus californianus (California mussel), 1690 nucleotides long. Its product is annotated as peroxisomal trans-2-enoyl-CoA reductase-like. Gene Ontology annotation, molecular function: trans-2-enoyl-CoA reductase (NADPH) activity. NCBI's taxonomy places the organism in Eukaryota, Metazoa, Mollusca, Bivalvia, Mytilida, Mytilidae. The record is from RefSeq and is a predicted model, not a curated record. The transcript has 8 exons. Gene Ontology annotation, cellular component: peroxisome. Gene Ontology annotation, biological process: phytol metabolic process. Bases 7 to 888 code for a protein of 293 amino acids.
AACAAAAUGGCAGCGCCCACAAAAAUCUCUAGUGUUUUCAGAAAUGGUUUAUUUAAUGGGAAAGUGGCUAUUGUUACUGGUGGAGGGACGGGUAUUGGAAAAGCAAUCACACAAGAAUUGUUGUACUUGGGAUGUAAUGUAAUGGUAGCUUCAAGGAAUGAAGAAAGACUGAGAAAGGCAACAGAUGAGAUGAAAAAGAAUAUCACUUCACCUGCAGAGCUAGAUCACAUGCAGUGUAAUAUCAGGAAGGAAGAACAAGUACAAAAUCUGAUAUCAACAACAUUAAAACGGUUUGGCAAGUUAGACUUUUUAAUCAACAAUGGUGGAGGCCAGUUUCCAGCCCGUGCUGAGUCAUUUUCAUUGAAAGGAUGGAAUGCUGUAAUAGAAACCAAUUUAACUGGAACAUUUCUAUGCUGUAGAGAAGUCUACAAUCAAUGGAUGAAUGACAAUGGGGGAGUUAUUGUAAACAUUAUUGCUGACAUGUGGAAAGGACUUCCCAUGAUGAGUCACACAGGAGCAGCACGGGCAGCUGUGGACAAUCUGACAAAAUCUUUGGCAUUAGAAUGGGCAGAAAGUGGAGUGAGAAUUAAUUCUGUGGCUCCUGGAAGUUCCAUAUACUCUGAAACAGCAGCAGCAAAUUAUGGUGACCCAAAAAUAUUUGCAUACAAUAUACCCAAAAUUCCACUCAAAAGACUAGGAACUGUAGAAGAGAUUUCCACUUCAGUAUGUUUUCUCCUGUCCCCUGCAUCAGCUUAUAUAACUGGUGAAACUAUUAAAGUAGACGGAGGAGGAAGUCUGUAUUCAACUAUGAUUUUUGAUAUACCAGAUCACAAGAAGUCCAAGGCAUAUACCUGGAAAGAUGACGAGAAAUCCAAAUCUAAAUUAUGAGAUACAAAAAAACUGAAGACAAACUAUUCAAAUUUACAAACCCUUUAAGAUAUAUAGGUAUUCAGAAUUUUUUUUUUAUCUCAGGUUGUAUUAGUUAGUAUUACAGAUUUAUUUUUUUUUCAUUAGAGUUACAGAAUUUGGUCAUGAAAAAAAAAAAUUUUUCACCACAUUUCAUACAAUACUGUGGCUUCAUUAUUAUUUGUGGGAUAUAUCAAUUCAUGUACUUGAGGUGUGAAAAGAGAUUUUAUAUCUGCUUUAGUUUCAUGUCUAUCUUGUUGCUUAAUUGUAAAGGCACCAAGAAAAGUAGGUGUUUGGUAUGAGACAGCAAUCUGACCACAAUUACAAAUCAAAAGACAUCACAUAUGGAAUUCAAUAAUAGACAAGUAUCUAUACAAAAUGUCAAGUUAACCUGAAUGAAAAAAAUAAAAUGAAUACAUAACUAAAGACAACCAGUGAUGUGGUUUUUGGCUUGGGGUCGACACAUGAACAUUUGGCAGGUUAUAAUGGUCUUUUUAUGUCUUAAUUCUGCCUUUUAAUCUUGAUGGGUGGAAUUAAUGUAGGCACAUACCUGUAUGCUCAAAAAGGAUGGUUACAUUAUGAAUUAUGAAAUUCUUUGAUUUAUUUAUUCCCUUGUAUAUCACAAACAUAUUUACUAACAGUGGGGACAUAAGGAGACUUUUUCAUAUUGUUUAUAAAUAUGUGUACGAGUAUUGAUGUUAUAUAUUUAUGAUUGACUGUGAUUAAACUAAUUUUGUACAUAGUUAUCUUUUAUACAAAUGAUAAUAAAAAACAUUAGUACUUA